AGAUCACUACUCUGUACUAUGCAGCAAAUAAUUCAGUUGUGACCAUCCACUUCGUAUCUCUUUAUCAUUUUUAUUGGAUAUUUACUUUGUGUUCUUGAAUUGUUCAACCACUUUUUAUUUAAAGUUAAAUAAGAGCAACUUUUCUUCUUCAACUUAAAUAUCAACAUUUUUAAAGGGUAUUUUGGUCAAAAUUUUCUUGUUUUCUUGAAAAUCUUUCGAUUUUUUUUUUGGAACGAUGAUAAAUAUGAUAGCAAUUUUUGGUAUUGUGAUAUUGGCACUAAUUUAUAGGGCAAUUAUUCCACCAUCACCAAAGAUUUGUGGUUCACCAAAUGGACCUUUAAUUACAGCACCAAGAGUUAAGCUUUCUGAUGGGAGAUAUUUGGCUUAUAAAGAAAAUGGUGUUCCUAGAGAUCAAGCAAAACACAAAUUUGUUUUCAUUCAUGGCUUUGAUUGUGUUAGACAUGAUGUUGCUUUGCUCACCACUAUUUCACCUGAGCUUAUGCAAAGUUUGGGAAUAUAUAUUGUGUCAAUUGAUAGACCUGGUUAUGGUGAAAGUGAUCCUCAUCCUAAAAGAACACCAAAAACCUUAGCUCUUGAUAUAGAGGAAUUAGUUGAUCAAUUGGAUUUGGGACCUAAAUUUUAUGUCAUGGGAUUUUCUAUGGGUGGACAAGCUGUUUGGGGCCUUCUCAAGUAUAUUCCUCACAGAUUGGCUGGAGCAAUUCUUCUAACACCUGUGACUAACUACUGGUGGGGUAGUUUUCCUGCAAACUUAACUAAACAAGCAUACUACGAACAGCUCGUGCAGGAUCAAUGGACGUUACGAAUUGCACACUAUUUUCCAUGGCUGACUUACUGGUGGAACACUCAAAAGUUGUUUCCUUCUUCCAGCGUUGCAACGUUCAGUGAGGAUAUUCUCUUCGAGCAAGACAGAGUUCUAAUGCCUAUCUUUGAUUCGUAUCAGAGUCAAUGUCGGGAUCUGGUAAGACAACAAGGUGAGUAUGAGUCAAUCCACCGCGACAUAAUGAUAGGGUUCGGGACAUGGGAAUUUGAUCCAAUGGAACUAGAAAACCCUUUCCCUAAUGGGGAAGGCUCCGUUCACAUAUGGCAAGGUGAUGAAGACGGGCAUGUACCAGUCAAACUACAACGAUUCAUCGCGAAGAAACUACCAUGGAUUCACUAUCAUGAAGGCCCUCCUGUUACAUCUCCUAGAAUUAAACUUAGCGAUGGACGAUACUUAGCUUACAAAGAACAUGGUGUACCAAGAGAUCAAGCAAAACAUAAGAUUGUGUUCAUCCACGGAUAUGAUUCUAACAGACACGAUGCUGUUGUUGCAACUGGUCUCUCUCCGGAGGUUAUUGAAAGCUUGGGAGUAUACAUUGUUUCAAUUGAUAGACCUGGUUAUGGAGAAAGUGAUCCUAAUCCGAAACGAACAGUAAAGAGCUUGGCGUUUGAUAUACAAGAAUUUGCUGAUCAAUUAGGACUGGGGUCCAAAUUCUACGUCAUUGGAUUUUCGAUGGGAGGACAAGCUGUUUGGACCUUGCUCAAAUAUAUUCCUCACAGAUUGGCUGGAGCAGCUCUUCUAGCACCUGUUACCAACUACUGGUGGCCUAACUUCCCCGCGAACUUGUCCAAAGAAGCGUUCAGCCAUCAGCUACCUCAGGAUAUAUGGAAUCUUCGCGUUGCUCACUACCUUCCGUGGCUUACAUACUGGUGGAACACUCAGAAGUUUUUCCCUGCUUGUAGUGCUGCUGCUUACAACCCCGGUGCUCUUUCGUCCCAGGACCUAGAACUAAUGCCCAAGUAUCGCGCCAACAGAGAUCUUUAUGCUCAGGUGAGACAACAGGGACAACACGAGUCACUCUAUCGCGACCUUAUGAUUGGGUUCGGGACAUGGGAAUUUGACCCUGUGGAUUUGGAAAAUCCAUUUCCUAACAAAGAAGGUUCAGUACAGUUGUGGCAAGGGGACGAGGACAAGCUCGUCCCUGUAACUCUACAACGAUACAUUGCUCAACGACAACCAUGGAUUCAAUAUCAUGAAAUCGCGGGGGCUGGUCAUAUGUUUCCAGUUCUUGAUGGAAUGGCAGACAAAAUUGUGAAAGCUCUUUUGAUCGGAGAGAAAAAUGUAUCGUAAGAGUUGCUUACACUA
Molecule: messenger RNA, 2146 nt
Organism: Solanum verrucosum
Lineage: Eukaryota; Viridiplantae; Streptophyta; Magnoliopsida; Solanales; Solanaceae
Exons: 8
Coding region: 236-2131 (631 amino acids)
Source: RefSeq, a predicted model, not a curated record